Messenger RNA from Candidula unifasciata, 198 nucleotides. NCBI's taxonomy places the organism in Eukaryota, Metazoa, Mollusca, Gastropoda, Stylommatophora, Geomitridae. The record is from the annotation of a GenBank genome assembly.
CGGCCUCCAGACACCUGCUGUUCCUGCCCAACUGUACACCCAGAGCCGUAGAGCAGUUUCCGAGAGACCUGUUCACGCAAGACCAGCGCGCCAAAGGAGGUCUGGCGCUUCACAUAUUUCUGGUGCUUUACAUGUUCCUGGCCUUGUCCAUCGUCUGUGACAGCUACUUCGUUCCUUCUUUGGAAGUGCUCUGCGACC